Molecule: messenger RNA, 869 nt
Organism: Impatiens glandulifera
Lineage: Eukaryota; Viridiplantae; Streptophyta; Magnoliopsida; Ericales; Balsaminaceae
Product: ATP-dependent Clp protease ATP-binding subunit CLPT2, chloroplastic
Exons: 5
Coding region: 48-761 (237 amino acids)
Source: RefSeq, a predicted model, not a curated record
AGUGAAACUAGUGAGAGUUUGUCUUUUCAACUCUCUCUCUCCACAAAAUGGCAGCUCAGAUGCUUUCUCUCCAACUUUACACUCCAAUUCUUUCUCAAUCCGAUUCUCCAUCGUUGCAAUUGCCCGUUUACAGAUUCAGGCCACAAGGUUUUCACUGUUCAUGGCUUGGAAUUGACAAUUUCUCAUUGCGUUGUUCUAGUUUAAGGGUUACGCCUCUAUCAUCCAGACAUCAUCCCAUUUCCGCCACAGUAACGCUUAGUCUUCCUACUGGAAAUUCUGAGAGGGUUUCAUCUAAAGACGAGUUACCCAAAUGGUCUUCGAAAGCUAUAAAGUCUUUUGCAAUGGGUGAACUUGAGGCAAGAAAACUCAAGUAUUCAACUACAGGGACAGAAGCUCUACUUAUGGGAAUCUUGAUUGAGGGGACUAAUGUGGCUGCUAAAUUUUUGAGGGCAAACGGAAUAACAUUUCUUAAAGUGCGUGACGAAGCAAGCACUCUACUUGCGAAGGCCGACAUGUAUUAUUUCAGUCCAGAACAUCCACCUUUGACGGAAGAUGCUCAAAGAGCUCUUGAUUGGGCUGUUGAUGAAAAGCUCAAAUCUGAUGAAAACGGAGAAAUCACGACUGCACACCUACUUCUAGGAGUGUGGUCUCAAGAGGAAUCAUCUCCUGGUCAUAAGAUAAUGGCAUCCCUCGGCUUCACCGACGAGAAAGCUAAAGAGCUUAAAUCCUUAAUUUCUGAAACCAAAUUUAUUUAUGAUUAACAACUCUUUCAAUAGAAUCUAGGGAUUGUGGCCGAAAUUCUGUGUAAAAUUUCAUUCUGGCUAAAAUGUAUGGAAUUGUUUGAGUAAAAAAGAGGUUUAGAUUGAAGA